This is a messenger RNA of Oncorhynchus keta (chum salmon), 32814 nucleotides long. It is a transcript of the gene syne2b, whose product is annotated as spectrin repeat containing, nuclear envelope 2b. NCBI's taxonomy places the organism in Eukaryota, Metazoa, Chordata, Actinopteri, Salmoniformes, Salmonidae. Gene Ontology annotation, cellular component: membrane. The transcript has 133 exons. The record is from RefSeq and is a predicted model, not a curated record. Gene Ontology annotation, molecular function: protein binding. The coding region runs from base 216 to 31454 and encodes 10412 amino acids.
UCCACAUUUGCGCGCGGUGGGAGGGGUGUAACUGUGCUGGUGCUUCACAACUUGUACUGUACAGCGCACUCUGUUUUCCCUAUUCCAAUCAAUGAGUAUUGUUAUUGUUGGACUUGUAUCUGAUUGCCAGACAACUGAAACACGUCUAUUCAACUUUGUUACAUAAAGGUGCCAUGCUGUUGGGGGUCCGUGGAUGAGCCCCCCUUUCAGGAAGCAUGGCGUCGCCAGGAGACAGAGAUGCACUGGUGGAGAGGGGAUACAUCCCCCUGGACAUUGACAAUGUCCACAUGCUUCUGCAGGUGGAGCAAGAGCAAAUUCAGAAGAGAACCUUCACCAACUGGAUCAAUGCUCAGCUCUCAAAGAGGAUUCCCCCGUGCAUGGUGUUGGACCUGUUCAAUGAUUUCCGGGACGGGUCUAAGCUGCUGGACCUGCUGGAGGUGAUGAGUGGCCAGCGGAUGAGUCGGGAGAGAGGCAGAGGCAUCUUUCAGCACAGGAGCAACAUUGAAACAGCCCUGUCCUUCUUGAAGAAGAAAUCGAUCAAACUGGUCAACAUUAACAUUCCCGACAUCAUCGACGGCAAACCAUCCAUCAUCCUAGGCUUGAUCUGGACAAUCAUUAUGCAGUAUCAUAUUGAGGAGCUGGCCAGCAGCCUGUCGUUCAGCUCCCGUCAGUCCUCUCUGGAGUCACUGGCCAGCCUGGACUCUCGCUCCACCCUGUCGGCCCGCUCUACUAGCAACAGCCCCGUGCCCCCCAGGGGCUCCCCCCUACACCAGCGUUUCCGCGUCUCUGCCAAGAAAGCUCUGCUGCUCUGGGUCAGGGAACAGUGCCACAAGGCUGGCUGUACUCUGAAUGUGAAGGACUUCAAGGCCAGUUGGCGGAGCGGUGUGCUCUUCUUGUCCAUCCUGUAUGCCCUGAGACCUGACCUGGUGGACCUGUCCAAGGCCAGAACCAGAACUAACCGGCAGAACCUGGAGGAGGCCUUCCGCACUGCCGAGCGCGAGCUGCGCAUCCCCAGACUACUGGAGCCCGAUGAUGUCGAUGUGAGAGACCCAGAUGAGAAGUCCAUCAUGACCUACGUGUCCCAGUUCCUCCAGUACUCCAGAGACAUGCCUGUGACAGAGGAUGACAUGCAGAUGUACUAUAUGACUCCUCCUAAAAGCCUCUCUCCUGUCAACCUGCCCACUCACUUCACUCCUGCCAUCGCUGCCUCCCCUCUGCGCCAGGCUCGCCUGCUCCAACCCCUACUUAUGAGAUCAGCUCCUUGUCAAGAACCGGAACCCUCCAGAGCUGCUGCUGCUGCGACCACAACCAAUCAGAAGACCCAGGAAGUGACCUGCUGGCUGUUGCAGGCCUAUCAGGAGUUACUGGAAGGCUGGGACUCCACAGAAGGCGAGAGCUAUGCAGAGAGAUACCAUGUGUUCCAAACCUUUGUGGUGUCCUUUAACGAACAGCGUCGCCCCGUGAUGCCUCUCCUGACAGCCAUGAAGCGCACCCCCCAGCUGAGUGAGGAACAGAGGAACCUCAGGGGGGCUUGGGACGCCCUCGCCGAGAAGCUGCGUGAGUAUAAGACAGAGCUGGACCUUAGUCUGCCUGCUUCCCUGGACAUGGUGGGCCGCUGGCUGCUUAGGGCUGAGGGGGCGCUGGCUGAGGAGGAGGGGGACCCUCAGGACCACGCCCGCGCCGCCGAGGAGGCCAGGGAGAAACUGGAUCUGCUCAAGACAUCCCUGGACGAGAUGCCCCAACAACUUAAGAACUUUCAGAAGUUCCAGAAUAUGGAUGAAUAUGGAGCCAUCCUGGUGCCUACUGACAAACUGGAAGAGAUGAAGAGAAGGUUCACCAGUGUAAGAGUCACUGCCAAGUACCAUGGGAUCAAACUGGAGUACCAGGAGCACCGGCACACAGUGCUGGACCUGCUGAGCCAGAUCAGCAGCAAGCUCCGUGUCUGGAAGAGACCCUACAUAUCCCAGGAGGCUGUGCGUGUGCUGCUGCAGGACUGGCAUGAGUUAGUGGUUAAACAGGACCUACCAUCCUUGCUGGAGGGGGCUCUCCUUAAAUUGAAGCUUGUUGCAAGCAAAUAUACUAGCAAAUCUGCCCUAGCUGCAGACUCCAAAUACAUAAUGUGCCAAGUGAAGGAGUUGGAGGAGGAGGGUGCUGUGGCUCUGGAGGGAGUGUCUACAGUGAAGAGCACUAUGGGCCGUGUGCUGUCUGCCUGGGACUCCUACUGUGACUGUUACAGCUCCCUGCAGGCUUGGCUGGAGCAGGCCUCAGCCUCCCAAACGCUCGCACAGAGGCCAGAGGUAACAUCUGAGAGUAUGUCAGAGUGGAGUUCCCGCCAGGCCCAUCUGAAUGAGGUAGGGAACUUCCUGGUCCAGCUGACUGACCCCAUGACCAGCCGAGCUCUGGCAGAUGACCUCUGCAAGCUCAACCUGCAUUGGGCGGACUUUAUCAAGAUAACACAAUUUGCUGUUGUAGCUGUGCCCAGCGGAGCUGCAGCCAGACCCCAAGACCUCCAGGCCCUCUUCAGAGAGGCCACCCAGAUCCUGAAGGAACCUGUAGAGGCCAUGUCUGGGCCCCUGAGGACCUACACGAAGAAACUACAGUUCAUGAUGAGGAAGAUAAAGGAAGUAGAUAUGGAUGCCCUCUCCCCCUCCUCAGAAUGCUCAGCUGAGACUCUACAGAAACUGAAGCUGGCUUUACCUGAGGUGAUGCAGACGCUGGUUGAGGCUGAGCAGGUGUGUGUGGAGCUGCAGCACAGUGUGUCUGGUCUGGACUGCCGCCUGGCAGAGCUCCUGCACUGGGAGACAGAGGCCCGGGACCUCUACCAGAUCCUGAAGGCAGGAGAACGCAGGGCUACACGGUGCCAGGACCCCCGCGCCAGGGCGCUGAUCUCUCGUGGGCUGCAGCUGGAGGGUCAGGUGGUGACUGAGGAGCAGGAUCUGCAGGUGAUGGUGAUGACAGGACAGAAGAACUCUCCCCUCCAGUACCUCCUUGUCUCCGCCAUGCAGGACAGAGUCAGAGCUGCCGUGGCUCAGUCACAGGAGGCAGUUGGGAUGCUGAGCUCUCUGGGAGCCAGAAGAGACAGAAGCCAAAGCCCCACAGAAGACCAGAACCCACCCAAGAUCUUCAUCCAGCCUGAAGAGGGGACUCAACCCAAACAGCCUCAAUCACUCUCUCUUGCCAGGCAUGCAACUCAGGCCGUUGCUCAAUUAGCAUCUCAGCCUGAUGUGAAACCACAGCCCCAGUCCCAGCCUUCCCCUACUAAACCACAAGCUCAGGCCCAACACCCACCAAUACCACAGAUUAUAGUCCAGGAAUACAGAGAGAAGAAGGCAAGUCCCAGUCCUCCUCUCCUGUAUUCCUAUGCACAAGCUAUUACUCAGUCAAAGGGCCGAGCACAGUCACCUCCAGAGCCACAGCCACAGGUAACCCAGAAACAACCACUAGUGCAGCAACAGCCACCAUCUCAACAACAGCGUCCAACUCAGCAACAAGUACUCUCUCAGCAACAAGUACUCUCUCAGCAACAAGUACUCUCUCAGCAACAAGUACUCUCUCAGCAACAAGUACUCUCUCAGCAAGUACUAUUUCAACAACAGGUUCUACCUCAACAACAAAUAUCUGCUCAGCAGCAGGUUCAAAGCCAGAAACAGGCCCAACAAUCAGCACAAGCCCAGAAACAGACUCCAUCUCAGCAACCGGAAAAGACACAGAAGCAGCCUCUAACCAAGGAAGAGAUGCUGAACUGGAAGAAGCAACCUCAGGCCAUGAAGAACCGACCCUGGCUCCAGAAGAAGGUCAAGGAUCAGGAUCAGGCUCCGGCCCAGGCUCCAUCCCAAGCUCCUGCCCAGGCUCCAUCCCAAGCUCCAGCCCAGGCUCCAUCCCAAGCUCCAGCCCAGGCUCCAUCCCAAGCUCCAGCCCAGGCUCCAUCCCAAGCUCCAGCCCAGGCUCCAUCCCAAGCUCCUGCCCAGGCUUCUAAUCAAACACAGGCUCAACAACAGCCAGAGAAACCAAUCAUGUCUCAAGUCCCUGUCCAGGUAGUUCCACAGCCUGCAGGAACACCCAGGCCCCAGCCUCAGGCACAAUCCAGGACUAUGUUUCCUUCUCAAUCACAGGCCAUGGCUAGUGCUCAAGCUCUACCCCAAGCAGGGCCACAGCAAGUCCCCCAGGCAUAUCUUUAUGGCCAGCCUCCUGCCCAAUCUCUGACCCAACCCCAAGCAAAGACCAAGAGCCACACUCAACCUAAACCAACGGCCCAAGCCAAACAGCAACCCAAGACUAUUAUCCAUGCUCCAUCCCAAACCAUGACUCACACUGAACCCCAGCCCAUAACUCAAUCUCAACCUGUGACCUACUCACAAUCACAACCUGUGAUCUACUCACAAUCACAGAUGCAGGCCAUUUCUCAAUCCCGGAUGACUCAAGAGAAACCCCAGCCACAGGUCCAGAAACCUCAGCCACAGGUCCAGAAACCACAGCCACAGGUUCAUCAACUGAUGCAUCCACAGUCUCAAGCUCAGGCCCAACCACAUCCCCAAGCAUGGGCCCCAGUCAGGCUGCCACAAACACUCACUGAGACGCACCGGCUGGGCCUGCAUGCACAGGCCCAGUCUCACCCCCAGGCUCACCCACAACUCCAGGCCCAGCCUCAACCUCAAGUUCAGCCUCACCCUCAAGUUCAGCCUCAACUCCAGGCCCAGCCUCACCCUCAAGUUCAGCCUCACCCUCAAGUUCAGCCUCAACCCCGGGCCCAUUCUCAACCUCAUGUCCAGCCUCACCCCCAGGCUCAGGCUUAUCCUCAAGUCCAGCCUGAGGCCCAGCCUCAUCCUCAAGUCCAGUCGCAUCCCCAGGCUCAGCCUCACCUUCAAGUUCAUCCUCAUCCCCAGGCCCAGCCUCAAUCUCAUGUCCAGACUCAACCUCAGGCCCAGCUUCACCUACAGGCCCAGCUUCACCCCCAGGCCCAGCCUUACCCUCAAGCUCAGUCUCACCCCCAGGUCCAACUUCAUCCUCAUCCUUAUUCCUCUGCUCAGGCUCAACCCCAACAAUGGGCCCCAGUCAGACCCUUCAGCCCAAUUUACCCUCAGCCAAAGAGUCAUCCCCAGGUAACCCCAGUCAGACCUGAACCACGGCCACAAGCCUAUCCUCAGCCCAUCAUGGUCCAACGUCACCCUCUUCCUCAGGCUUGCCCACUAGGUCAAGCUCCACCACAGCAAUGGGCCCCAAUCAGGCCAGAGCAAGCCCCCCAGGCAUAUCUUUAUGGCCAGCCUUAUGGCCAACCUCAAGCCCAAAUACAGCUCCAAAGCCAUGUUCAACAGCAGCCUCAGGUAAGAGCUUACAACCUUACCAAUGUUAAGGCCCAGCAAGGCCAGUUCCAACAGCAGCUAUGGGCCCAGCCCCAUCCCCAUCCCCAUCACCAGCCUCAAAUUCAACCCCAGCCAUAUUUCCAGCCUCAGCCACCUCCCCAGACCCAAAUUCAACCAACAACCCAUUUGCAGCCUCAGCCCCUCUCUCAGACUCAUUCUCAGUCCCAGAUCCAGACCCAGCUCAAACUUCAGCCUCAGCCCCACUCUCAACCUCAUUCUCAGCCCCAGAUCCAGCCCAAGCUUCAGCCUCAACCCCCCCCUCAGCCACAGCCUGAGCCCCAGAUCCAGAUGGAGCCCAAGCUCCAGACCCAUAUCCAGCCUCAACCCCACUCACAGCCCCAGACCAAGCCUCAGACUCAGCCCCAGCCCAUGAUCCAGCCCAUGCCCCAGCCCCAACCAGAGCCACCACCCCAGCCCAGUAUCCAGCCCCAGACCAAACACCAGCCACCUCCCCAGCCCAAUAUCCAGCCUCUUCCCCAGGUCAAGCUUCAGCUCCAGCUCCAGCCUAAGACCCAGCCCCAGGUCCUUUUCGAGCCUCAUCUCCUUCCCCAGUCACCACCAGAUUCCCCAGAGCUCCAGAUGAAACCCCCAGCUCUGGCCCAGGCCCCACCCCAGGCUUACACCGAGGCCUAUGCCAAAGCUCAGGCCCUGGCCAGGAACCAGUUUGAGGAGGCCAAGCACUGCUUGCAGGAGCACAUCCUGGCUGCCAUUAAUGUCUUCAAAGACAAACACAUAUCUAUCGAACAAGUUUCAGUUAAGGAGGAGACCCUGAGGACCCUGGACCCUGAGCUGUUGAAAGUGUUCCUGAGGGCAGCAGAGGGUAUGGAGGCCUUCUGCACCAUGCCUCAGCUCAGAGAUAUGGAGUUCUUCACACAGUCUGUCAGGACCCAAUGGGAGGCUGUGAGAGCUGAGACAGCGGCGUUUUUGCAGCAUUUACGAUUUGAAAUUAAGAGAAAAUACUUUAACACAGCUGCCUUGCAGUGUGAGAUGCACGUUAACUCAAAAUUAGCAUCCAAAGCGAAGGCAUGUUUCUCUGCAGAGGGCAGCCUAGCCCAGGCUGGGCAGCACCUGGAGGCUCUGAAGGAGCUGUGUGACACCCUGAGCCCCGAGGAUGCCCACCGUCUGGCCCAGGCUCAGCUCAGGGAGUGUGAGAAAAGACUGGCUGCCAUCCAGCGUCAGUUCAGUGGGGACAGGGAUACACCGCCCCCCGACACACCAGGAAUUCCUCUUGACCUGGGGAAAGAUCUGACCCCACAGAGGGAAUCUACAGUGCAGAGUGACAAACCUCCAGGCCCAACUGAGGUUUCACAAGUAGUUGUGAAGACAGUGGUUGUUGAGAAGAGGGUGAUUGACGAGAAGGAGAUUGACAAGCAGGCAGUCAUAGAGGAGGAUCCUGCCAAAAAGGAGGCAUUAGAAAGAUAUGACAUUACUAAGAAGUCUGUUCAGGCUCAACUCGCCAAGAUCGAGCAGAAUUCCCAGAGAGACCUGGCAGCUGACUCAGUCUCUCUCAAAGACCUGCACACACGUCUACAGGAGAUACAGACAUUGUGCCAGGACACAGAGUCUCUGUGGCCUGAGUUUGGCCACCAGUGUUCUCAGAGCUCCCAGUACAGUGGGGAGAGGGGUGAUGGUGGUGUGAGUGUGGAGCACGACCAAGCUGAGCUGGUGAAGCAGUGGAGAGGCCAGCAGUCAGCUCUGCGUAGGAGAGGCAGCUCUCUGGGGGCAGCUCUGAGACAGGUAGACUCCACAGAGCACCACGUUGUUGACUUCUCCGAACGCCUCGACUGCUUCAUCAGAGAGCCCAAGGACAUCAACGCAUUUACACUGGCCAACACCAACAUCCUGACGGACAUCAAGGACCUGGAUGAGAGCAUUCAGAGAGAGCUGGACCAGCUGUCUAGUUUUGACUCUGAUUCCAGUGAGCUGGAUCCCAGUGAUCGCUCUCCCUUGACCCGUGUGGUCAAGACCCACAGAACCAGUCUAGACAAGCUGAGACAGCAAGUCCGUAAGAGCGAGGCGGCCGCCAGGGCCCUGGACCGCUUCCUCAUGUCCCUGCGCACCGUAGAGCAGGACAUCUCUGGAGUACAGGGUGCCCCCUGCAGUGAUGCGUGGGUAUUGCAGGACUGCCGCUCCAAGCUGGCCCUGAUCAGACAGAGUGUGGACAGUCUGGGGGACAAGGCCCCCCAGCUAGACUUGCUACUCCAGGGGGCCAGGCUGUCUGUGACUCGGGACGGUGCCCCAGCCUCCUGCCUGGACAUGGUGUCUGCCUUGGUGCUGCGGCUUGAGGAGGCUGACUGCGGUCUGGUCAGCCAGCAGCACAGUGUCCAGAGGGAGCAGGAGAUGAAGGGCCUGGGCCUGAGGAGGAGGACUCUGCUGGCGGAGCUGAGGAAGGUGCAGGAGGCAGCAGAGAGGCACGGACUAAAGGAGCCAACCAUGCCUGCUGUGCAGCAGAGGCUGCGUGUCCUGUCUGACCUGGAGGGCCAACUGAACUCCCAGCGCUCUGAGCUCCAGAGACUCCAGGAGGCCCACUCUCAGGGCCAGGAGGGAGAAGGCAACCCCCUGGAGGAGCUGAAGACCCAGUGGGAGGACACCCAGAGCGCUGUGGCUGACAGACAGGAACAGUGCAACAUCCUGUUGGAACUACUAAAGAUGUUCCAGAGCUGUCGCAGUUACUUAAGCACCACCAUGCAGAAGGCGGAGCAGACCAUCAGUGAGCAGGCCUCCUACAUGGGCAAGGAGAACCUGCAGAGGCUUAUAGCUAAGGUCCAUGGUAUAAAGCAGGAUCUGAGUGGCUUGGGGACAGGCAUGGAGGAUAUCAGGGGGGUGUGCAGACAGCUGCAGUCCCAUCUGAAGAAGAUCCCUGACUGUAAUGAGACUCCAUUUGAGGCCGAGGCUGAUGGACUGGUGGACCAGUGGCUGGAUGUGACAGAGAAGACAGACUCAUGCUUAGAUAACCUGCGCAUGGGGCUGGAGCUGUGGGACAAGCAGCUGAUGUUAGGGGGAGAGGUGGAUGGCUGGGCGGGGGCCAAACUUGCCCUGUUUGCAGAGAGCCACCCCUUCCAGAACGAACAGGAGAUCCUGACCAUAAGGGAUGAGAUCCAUGCCCAUGAGGAGAACAUUGAGCGUUUCCACAAGAAGUCCAUUGAGAUCCAGGAGCUUCUUCAAACCCAAGAGGCCCCAUUGGAGCUACAGGUGAUGGAGACCCAGCUGAGGAAGAAGAUGGAUCAGGUGGACGAGCUAUUCUCCGACAGCACUGAUGUCUUCCAGGAGCUGAUCGCUGUAAAGAGACACCUGGCAGAGAAGAUGACAGAGUGCCAGUCUGCCCUGCACAACAUCCAGUCCUCUCUGGGCACGCUCAGUAUGCCAGGAGACCAGGCCCGGAUGCAGGAUCUGUGUGAGCAGCUACAGGCCCAGGAGGAGCAGGCAGGGUCAGUGCUGAAGGAGGUGGGUCUCAUGUCCAGUGUGGCCAGCCCCCAGGUGCUACAGACCCUGUCUAUAGACUGCACCAGGCUCAGAGAGAACAUCUCACACACCAAAUGCAUGAUCCACCAGAAACGGGAGGAGGGAGAACAGGGCCUCAUCAAGGUCAUCAAAAAUGAGAGCCAUUUGUUUGAAGAGUGGUUCCAGGACCUACAGUUGUCUGUGAACGAGUGCUUUGAGAACCCAGUGUGUAAACAGGACGUGGAGGCCUCCAUGAAAAGACUGGCUUGUUUCCUGGCGUCUAAGGAUGGUGACAAGCGUCUGGGUCAGGUGAGAGAGCACCUGGAGAGAGGCAGAGAGCAGGUUCCGCCAGAGCAGCUGGCCCACCUGAAAAGCUGGCUGGGGGAGCAGGAGAAGGAGCUGGCCACAUUCAGAACCCACUGUCAGGGCAGACAGAGCCAGCUGGACACUGUCCUCAGAACCCUCAACAGUCUACAGCAGGAACAUGAGCGUUUCUAUGACUGGCUUCAGGCCUGGGAACACAAGUCAGUGGAAGGAGAACAAGUCAACAACUUUCUCAAAGACCUCCACACAGAAAGUGAGAGAGUAGAGGCCCUCAGUGAGCUGUGUUCAUCGGUGCGGAGGCAGGGUCUGAGAGGGGACAGCCUGCUGACUGACACUGACGACCUCCUGCAGCGCCACCGGUGCCUGGAGGCCAGACUGCAGCAGCAGGCCGAGACCCAGAGAGUCCUGGAGGAGACCAGUAGAAGGUUUGAUACCCAGACUGACAGCACCAGGACCUGGAUUAGAGACCAGCAACAACGACAGCAUCACCAGAUCCAGAAAGAGGAGAGAAUACACACAGCACAGGCCAUUCUCAGUUCGAGACCUGAGGGAGACUCUAAGCUGCAGGACUUGAGGAGAAAAUGUCAAAGUCUGUGUGAACAUCAGGACCUGGAGGAGAGCAGGAGACGAGAGGUUCAGCAGACAGUCAGAGACAUGGAGGAGGAGUGGAGGAGAGUCCUGCAGACUGCUGAGGAGACUCUUACCAAAGCUGAGAUGCAGAGUGCUAUCGAAGGCCAGCUGAGAGUUUUUGACUCCCAGACAGAGAGUACCAGGACCUGGGUCAGAGACCAGCAGCAGCAACUCCACUCUCUGGGCAACCAGGCCAAGACUGAGGACCAAAGACACACAGCACAGACCAUCCUGAGCUGCAGACCUGAGGGAGACUCUAAGCUGCAGGACUUGAGGAGACGAGGUCAAAGUCUGUGUGAACAUCAGGGCCUGGAGGAGAGCAGGAGACGAGAGGUUCAGCAGACAGUCAGAGACAUGGAGGAGGAGUGGAGGAGAGUCCUGCAGACUGCUGAGGAGACUCUUACCAAAGCUGAGAUGCAGAGUGCUAUCGAAGGCCAGCUGAGAGACUUGGAAACCCAGAAGGAGAACUCCAGGGUCUGGAUCAAAGGCCAAAAUCAACGCUUACUUUCUUUGGGCAGCCAGGCCAAGACAGAGAACAGAAUACAAACUGCACAGGCCGUCCUGAGUUCCAGACCUGAGGGAGACUCUAAGCUGCAGGACUUGAGGAGACGAGGUCAAAGUCUGUGUGAACAUCAGGACCUGGAGGAGAGCAGGAGACGAGAGGUUCAGCAGACAGUCAGAGACAUGGAGGAGGAGUGGAGGAGAGUCCUGCAGACUGCUGAGGAGACUCUUACCAAAGCUGAGAUGCAGAGUGCUAUCGAAGGCCAGCUGAGAGACUUGGAAACCCAGAAGGAGAACUCCAGGGUCUGGAUCAAAGGCCAACAUCAACGCUUACUUUCUUUGGGCAGCCAGGCCAAGACAGAGAACAGAAUACAAACUGCACAGGCCGUCCUGAGUUCCAGACCUGAGGGAGACUCUAAGCUGCAGGACUUGAGGAGACGAGGUCAAAGUCUGUGUGAACAUCAGGACCUGGAGGAGAGCAGGAGACGAGAGGUUCAGCAGACAGUCAGAGACAUGGAAGAGGAGUGGAGGAGAGUCCUGCAGACUGCUGAGGAGACUCUUACCAAAGCUGAGAUGCAGAGUGCUAUCGAAGGCCAGCUGAGAGUUUUUGACUCCCAGACAGAAAGUACCAGGACCUGGGUCAGAGACCAGCAGCAGCAACUCCACUCUCUGGGCAACCAGGCCAAGACUGAGGACCAAAGACACACAGCACAGACCAUCCUGAGCUGCAGACCUGAGGGAGACUCUAAGCUGCAGGACUUGAGGAGACGAGGUCAAAGUCUGUGUGAACAUCAGGGCCUGGAGGAGAGCAGGAGACGAGAGGUUCAGCAGACAGUCAGAGACAUGGAGGAGGAGUGGAGGAGAGUCCUGCAGACUGCUGAGGAGAUUCUUACCAAAGCUGAGAUGCAGAGUGCUAUCGAAGGCCAGCUGAGAGACUUGGAAACCCAGAAGGAGAACUCCAGGGUCUGGAUCAAAGGCCAACAUCAACGCUUACUUUCUUUGGGCAGCCAGGCCAAGACAGAGAACAGAAUACAAACUGCACAGGCCGUCCUGAGUUCCAGACCUGAGGGAGACUCUAAGCUGCAGGACUUGAGGAGACGAGGUCAAAGUCUGUGUGAACAUCAGGACCUGGAGGAGAGCAGGAGACGAGAGGUUCAGCAGACAGUCAGAGACAUGGAAGAGGAGUGGAGGAGAGUCCUACAGGAUGCAAAAGAGGCGCUGGAUCGGGCUGAGGUACUAGAAAAAGAGCUGAGAGCUUUUGAAACCUGGAAGGAAGGCACUUGGGUCUGGGUGAAAGACCAGAAACAACAGCUACACUCUCAGAGCAGCCAGACCAAGACUGAGGAGAGACUACAUACCGCACAGGCUGUCCUGAGUUCCAGAUCUGAGGGAGACUCUAAGCUGCAGGACUUGAGGAGACAAGGUCAAAGUUUGUGUGAACAUCAGGACCUGGAGGAGAGCAGGAGACGAGAGGUUCAGCAGACAGUCAGAGACAUGGAGGAGGAGUGGAGGAGAGUCCUGCAGACUGCUGAGGAGAUUCUUACCAAAGCUGAGAUGCAGAGUGCUAUCGAAGGCCAGCUGAGAGACUUGGAAACCCAGAAGGAGAACUCCAGGGCCUGGAUCAAAGGCCAAAAUCAACGCUUACUUUCUUUGGGCAGCCAGGCCAAGACAGAGAACAGAAUACAAACUGCACAGGCUGUCCUGAGUUCCAGACCUGAGGGAGACUCUAAGCUGCAGGACUUGAGGAGACGAGGUCAAAGUCUGUGUGAACAUCAGGACCUGGAGGAGAGCAGGAGACGAGAGGUUCAGCAGACAGUCAGAGACAUGGAAGAGGAGUGGGGAGAAGUUCUUAAGGCUGCAAAGGAGGUGGUGGAUAAGGCCGAGGCUCAGAGUGUCAUAGAGAGGGAAAUGAUUGAAUAUGUUACCCAGAAGGAAAGCAUUCAGGCCUGGGUCAGAGACCACAAGCAACGCCUACACUCUCUCGGCAGCCAGAGCCAGACUGAUGACAGAAUAAACGUAGCACAGGCUGCCCUGAGUUCCAGACCUGAGGGAGACUCUAAGCUGCAGGACUUGAGGAGACGAGGUCAAAGUCUGUGUGAACAUCAGGGCCUGGAGGAGAGCAGGAGACGAGAGGUUCAGCAGACAGUCAGAGACAUGGAGGAGGAGUGGAGGAGAGUCCUGCAGACUGCUGAGGAGGCUCUGCGUCAGGCCCAGGUGUGGUAUUCUCUCUCCAGGCAGCUAGAGGCCUUCCAGGCCCUGGAGGAGAGCAGCAGAGCCUGGUUCCAACUGCAGCAGCAGAACACACACUCCCUGGGAACAGGCACCCGGGGCAGCAAGGAAGAAAUCCAGGACAGGCUGCAGAGAGCAACGGCUGUCCUGAGUUCCAGACCUGAGGGAGACUCUAAGCUGCAGGACUUGAGGAGACAAGGUCAGAGUCUGUGUGAAAGCCAGGACCUGGAGGAGAGCAGGAGACUAAAGGUUCAGCAGACAGUCAGAGACUUGGAGGAGGAGUGGGGAGAAGUUGUACACAAUGCUGAGGUGGUGCACAGACUGUUGCAAGGUGUGGUGGAACGCCUGGUGACCUGUCAGUACCAGAAGUGUCAAGCCCAGUCCUGUCUGGCUGAGGUCCAGCACCAGACAGCAGAGCUGCCCCGUCACUUCCCCUGGCCUGGGCUGGGAGACCGGGGGCAGGCUGUGGAGACGGCCAGGACCCUGCUGGAUAAAACCAGGAACCUGGCCCCAGCCCUGUCUGUCCUCCACACCCAGGGCAAGGAAAUGUUCCAGCUUACCCAGGACCCCAGCUGGACAGACCUCUUCUGGGCCACCAUGGAGGAAUGCAUCCCUGCCCUUCUCCAAGAACUGACGGAGGCCUGUGUGAGGAUGGAGGAGGGCAUCCACAUGGAGAGGCACUGUGCCCAGCUAGUGGAACAGCAUGGGGCAGCCCAGGACUGGCUGAGGGAGCAUGUGAAGGGUCUGGGCCCCCAGCCCACAGACAGACAGGCUCUACACAGCUAUGCCAACACCCUGAAGGCCCUGCUCCAGACUGUCGACAGGGAGGAGAGGGAGAUGAGGGAGCUGGACGCAAUCCGAGACACCCUGCUGAGCCACUGCACCCCUGCCGGUCGUGACACCCUGACCCUGGAGGUCAGCCACCUCCACGACCUCCUCACUUCUUCUGAGAGGGAGAUGACGGAAAGGCUGGCAGGCUGCGAGGCCCAGCUGAAGGAGCUGGAUGUGAAGAUGGCCAAGAAGGCCCAGGGCCUGAGGGAGAGGGCCAAAGCCCUGCAGUGGGAGCUCCGUUCUCUGGACCAGGCCCUGAGCUACAGCGAGCCACACCCCAACAUAGCCCAGCUCCAGCAGCACUGGCACAGCCUCAAGAACUGCGAGAGGUCAUUGGAGGGGUUAGGGCUUAAAGUUCAUGACAUGCGUCAGGCUGCCAGAUCUGCAUCCACAGAGGAGGACCUUCCCGCUGAAGUCAUCUCCAUAAUGGAGUUACUGAGCCAGCAGCACGACAGUCUGAAGACCAGGUUGGGUGAGAGGCAGAGCUGCUGCACUGAGAACACAGCUCGCUGCCUCACAGCCUCUGUUCAGCUUCUGCAGCAGUGGAACCACUCCUCACCCACACGGACAGCCCCCUCCAUCCAGGCUGCAUUAGAGGAGGGUGUGCAGUUCCAAAAGGCCCUGAAGGAGGUGCUGUCUCACAGACAGUUCCUGGUGGACUGCCUGAAGCCUGACCAAGCAGACAGACUGGAGAAAGACACCACUGCAACACUCAGGGAUGCAGACACACACAGCAUAUUUCUCACCAAGACUCUGAAAGAUGUAGCUGAGAAGAGUAAACAGAAAAUAGAUGUGACUCAGCCCGUUGCUGUCACCUCAGUCCAGACAGAAGACAAACCAGCCGCACCACCUAGGAGGACAGCCAAGACCAAGCAGACUCCCACCCAGGAGAGUCAGCAAGCUACACCACAGUUGCUUCUCCAUAUCACAGAGACAAUCAUACCACAGCCACUCCCCCCUGUCACAGAGAAAAUCAUACCACAGCCACUCCCCCCUGUCACAGAGAAAAUCAUACCACAGCCACUCCCCCCUGUCACAGAGAAAAUCAUACCACAGCCACUCCCCUCUGUCACAGAGAAAAUCAUACCACAGCCACUCCCCCCUGUCACAGAGAAAAACAUACCACAGCUACUCCCCACUGUCACAGAGAAAAUCAUACCACAGCCACUCCCCCCUGUCACAGAGAAAAACAUACCACAGCCACUCCCCCCUGUCACAGAGAAAAACAUACCACAGCCACUCCCCCCUGUCACAGAGAAAAACAUACCACAGCCACUCCCCACUGUCACAGAGAAAAACAUACCACAGCCACUCCCCCCUGUCACAGAGAAAAUCAUACCAGUCAAACAAGAGACUUCAGCUGUCACUGCCAUGGUGCAUACUGAAGCCCCAAGUUCAGGGUCUGUCAUGACACAAGAACUGGCAAAGGAGAAUAAAACUGCUGUCACACAGGUGCCAAAAGCUGCAGUAGAGCCUAAACAGAGCACGAUAGUGACCACUCGAUCGGUUGAAACCGACAUAACUUCCACCACCAUCCAAAUACAAGAUACCAAGAGUCGAUCGUCUGAGACCCUGAUGACAGAGAGAACUGCAGUCAAGGAGCACGGUGAUACUCAUGUUACAAGAGUAGAGACUACAACUGUGAAGACGGUUAGUCAGGCAACUGACCAGAUAGACCAGGGCCUUGAUCAGGAGACAUCUUUGACAGAUGCCCUACGCUCACAGCAUGCUUACGUUGACUCUGAAAAACAAUGUAGUCAUGACGACACACAAGUAAAACAAUCUCAGGUAAAACAAGCUCACGUCCCUGACAAAAAAAGCCAAGUGUGUUAUGAUGUCGACACACCGCAGCCACUAGAGAAGAAAUUGUCCUCUGUCAUUCUGGACACUGACACUGUGUAUGUGCAGACACCAGAGAUGUGGCCACUGAUGAGCAGUGACACGGCACUUAACAUAUCCUCCGGAGCAGUAGUGCUUGAUACUGACAAAAUGGACUCGGACACUCAGUCCACCAGUCACAGUCCACAGCAGACAGAAUCACAGGACUCCACGGUAAGGCCCAGUGAACACCCUGAGAAUAGGCUUCCUCAGUCCCAGCCGGACAGAGCUGUGGAGAACAAGGUCAAGUAUGACACUGAGGAGUUAUGGAAGGACAGCAAGACUGAGACUGAACAACCAGACCUUAUACUGGACUUGCCUGAUGUGGCUCAGCCCACUGCUGUUGCCUCUUUCCAGGCUGUAGUCAAAGCACCACCCCCGUCCACACCACCUCGUAACAAGAGAAAAGCCAAGCGCCAGCAGGCCCAGCCCUCUAACACACAGCCUGCUGUGGAGAACAGGGUCAAGUAUAACACUGAGGAGUUAUGGAAGGACAGCAAGACUGAGACUGAACAACGAUACAUUGUACUGGACCUGCCCACAGUGAGCGAUGUGGCUGUACCUCCUGCUGUCACCUCAACCCAGACGGAGGGCAAAGCAAAGGCACCAUCCACACCACCUCGUAACAAGAGAAAAGCCAAGAGCCAGCAGGCCCAGCCCUCUGACACACAGCCCAACACAGCUGUGGAGGACAGUGUCAAGUAUAACACUGAGGAAUUAUGGAAGGACAGCAAGACUGAGACUGAACAACGAUACAUUGUACUGGACCUGCCCACAGUGAGCGAUGUCCAGAAAGAGCAUGUUGCUACUGCUGUCACUUCAAUCCAGACAGAAGACAAAGCUAAAGCACCAUCCACAUCGCCUCGUACCACGGAGACAGCCAAGAGCCAGCAGGCCCAGCCCUCUAACACACAGCCUGCUGUGGAGAACAAAGACAAGUAUAACACUGAGGAGUUAUGGAAGGACAGCAAGGAUGACACUGAACAACGAUACAUUGUACUGGACCUGCCCACAGUGAGCGAUGUGGCUGUACCUCCUGCUGUCACCUCAACCCAGACAGAGGACAAAGCAAAGGCACCAUCCACACCACCUCGCACUAAGAAGACAGCCAAGAGCCAGCAGGCUACAACCCAGGCCCUUCUACCCCAGGCCUCUAACAUACAGCCCGACACAGCUGUGGAGAACAGGGUCAAGUAUAACACUGAGGAAUUAUGGAAGGACAGUAAAACUGAGACUGAACAACGGUACAUUGUACCGGACCUGCCCACAGUGAGUGAUGUCCAGAAAGAGCCUGUUGGGAAAGAGGACAAACCAAAAGCACCAACUCCACCAGCACCUUCCGCAUCACCCCUGACCUCUGAGAUAAGUAAACAGAAGGCUGAUGUGGCUGUACCUCUUGUUGUCACCUCUAUCCAGACACAAGUCGAACCAAAAGCACCAGUACCAUCCACACUGCCCCGGACCAAGAAGACAGCCAAGAGCCAACAGUCUCCCACCCAGGACAGUCAGCAAGCUAAGCCACUGUCACACACCCCUGUCAAAGAGAAAAUCAUACCAGUCAAACAAGAAGCUUCAGCUGUGACUAAACCGGAGAGCAAGGUAAUCGGUUCUGAUCAACCCAGUCAAACAAAGACACACGUCACUAAGACAGUGCAGUCAGAGAAAGCAGAGACAGUGUGGACUGAAAUUGACAUAUCUCAGGCAGAGGUUAGCAAAGCAUGCCUACCACAGACUCAACCAGAACCCUCCAAUGCAACGAGUGACAGAGCUAUUGAGGUUGAGGAUAAAGGGACCUGGGAAGAGCAUGCUAAAGAGUGGAGAAGUGAACAUGACCAAUGUGAGGUGCAAGAAAGGCUGACCGAACCAAAGGUGAAGUUGGAGGCUACUGCCCAAACAGACAGAAAACAGUCAGCUAAAUUCGAAAGUGAGAGUCAGUCAGUGAGUGAAAAACAGCCAAAGAGAGAUGCUGCCCAACCAAUCAAACAACAUGGAGCUACAGCUGCAACUGAGAGCACCAGAAAAGAAGACAGGGAGAGCAGCACUAAAGGCCAGCCAGAGAAGCUUCUUAAGUUUUUGUACAAGAAGUGUUUUGGGAAUCUGCGCCCAGGCCAUGUUGCUAUGGCAACAGAGAGCACAGAGAGGGCAAAGCCGGAUGGCAGUGACUUGCCACAGCAACAGGUGUGCUACACAGAGAAGCCAGAAGCUCCUGUUGAGGCAGAAGUCCCCGUUGUAAAGAAGGAGACUCUAACCCCAGACCCUUUUGUGAAAAAAGAGACCCCAGCUGUACCAGAAGGACCCACCAUGCAGGACAUCUUCACUGACAUCCAGCGCCUGUCACAAACUGGACCAACGAGCAUUCUCAUUGAGAUGAAACCUUGUGAGGACCCCAUGAGGAUUCUGAACACGUCUCUGGCUGACCUGCAGGCUCGUCUGAGCAGGCUGGUGGUCAGGGUACUGGGCUGCAGAAACCGCCCUGCAGACCUCAGCCCCGCAGCCAUGGCUUUGCAGGUGGAGGAGGCCGAGGAAUGCAGACAGGCUGCUCAGACCCAGGUGUCUGUGUUCUCCCAGCCCAGAGAGGCUCAGACUGCAGACCGGGAGGCCUUUGAGCAUAUGGAGAGCCAGUGGGGCGCAGCAGUAUGGGAUGCCUCGGAAGCUGUCCACUGUAAGGAGGCCCAGCUGCAGCUGGUCACUGAGGCGGACAGGCAGACACAGACAGUCAAGGCCACUCUGGAGAAACUGUCUGCAGAGCUGGAGGCCCUCACAACAUCCCCAGUGGAGAGCAGCUCUGCAGAAGCUGAGGAGCUAUGUUCCUUUCUGCGGGGUAUGGAGGAGGACAGGACCGUCAUGGGGGAGCUGACCCUCACUCUCACCAAGCUGUCCCCCCACCUGAACCAGGCAAAGCGAGCUGCUGCACAGAUCCAGCAGAUAGGCCUGCAGGAAGAGUGGAGGUCACUAGAGAGGGCUUCAGAGAAGACCCUGUACUGUGUCAAUGGCUAUGCCAGGGAAACCAGCAGCCUUCUCGCAGAGAUCUCCUCUCUUCAGGAGCAACUGGAGGUCAUAGGAAAGGCUACAGGCUCACCCCAUUCCACUACAAUCCAGUGGGACAGCAAGAGGGCCCAGGAGCUGAUGAUGGUGAAUGCUGAGCUGACUGCAGCUCAGCAGAAAUGCCUCUACCUGCAGCAGGGCUCAGAGGCUCUGGCCCACAGCUCCCUAUAUGAGAAGGAGGCGAGGCAGAUAGAACAGGGGCUCCAACAGGUCAAGGAGCAGCUGGAUCGUGUUGGAGAGCAGGUGUCCUCUCAGACCCCCAGCAGUGACAACCCUAUCAUGAAUAAGAUCCACAAGGUAAUGAUGGACGCCUUUGCCUGGGCCAAGCAGAUGGAGAGCGACAUUGAGGGCCGGAGGAGUAAGGUGGCCCUGCUCCCUGAGGGGGUCCAUCGGCAGAUCAAAGACCUGAAGAAGCUGCAGUGGGAGAUGGCGGCCAAGCAGGCCCAGCUGGAGGCCCUGGUGGAGGAGGUGGAGGAGCUGCUCCCAGAGCUGGACCAGGCUGAUGAGGUCCCCAUGGUGCACUCCUCCCUGGUCAGCCUGGAGAGUUUGUCCAGGUCCACCACAGAGAAGCUAGCCAAGGCUGUGAAGGAGAUGGAGUCAGGCUUGCAGACUAGAGAGAAUAUGUCAGAGCAGAUAGCAGACCUGGACUCCUGGGUGGUGGGUCACCUCCAAAGAGAAGCCUCCAGGAGGGAAGAGGGGGAGGGCCAGAGUUCUAAAGACCUGGAUCGCCGAGUCAGACAGAUUCAGGAGACCCUGGUAGAGGCGGAGAAACAGGCUGCUGUGUCCGAGGCUCUUCUCAUGAGGAGCAGAGACAUUGCCUCUGAGCUCAGCAUCACAGAGAACUGCCUCCUCAAUGAGAAACUCACAAACCUCCAGGAGGACAUCAAGAGCAUCAUCAGCUAUGAGAAAGCUAACCAGCAGGAGCUGGAGGAACUCCUUCAGACUCAAGACGCAUCUAGGCAGAAGGUGACCACGGUGGAGAAGAGCCUGAGACAGAUGCUGGUGGACCUAAACAGACACAGGUUCCCGGUCACCAGGGAGACUCUAAGCACCAUUGAGCCGUUUAAACACAUGAUCAUGGAGCACAAGUGCCAGGUGGACAAGCUGCAGCCCUUCAUCCCUGAGGAGAAGAAACAAGAGCUGCUGUGUGUCAUUUCCCAGUUGCACUGCAAAAUGAGCACGCUGAAUAUGAAGGCCAAAGAACACGAGAGGUACCUCACCUUCAGGCAGUGUGUGGAGGAACUGCGGGAAAAUGUGGAGGAGCAGGUCCUCCAGACCAAGGAGGAGAACAGGGGGAAGGAGGAGAGGUACACGACCGGUCAGGUCAUCCUCACUCAGCUCCCUCUGAUAAAGAGACUGUGUGAGGAGGCCGCCGAUGAGCUGCAGAGCAUCUCCCAGGAUCUCUAUCCCUCACAGCUGUCUGCAGAACAUGGGCGGCUUAAGCAGAACUUGGAGAGCUUCCAAACCUGGGAGAUGACUGUGAUCAACAACAUCCAGAUCCUGGAAUGGGGCCUGCUGAAGGAGGUGCACCUCCAGUCGGAGCAGAGAGCUGUGCUGGCCUUCCUAAGGGACAUCCAGCGGGAGCUGCAGCAACCAUGCCAAGUGGAGCCCACCGAGGAAGCCGUCGACAAGGAGCACUGGAGGAUUGUGACCCUGCGGAUGACCGUGGAGUGCAGACUGAGGGUGUUGAAGAUUCUAGAGCGCAAGAAAGGAACUAGGCAGCAGGAUGGAUCCCUGGAGUAUAGUGACCUGAUGGACCUGAAGAAUGCAAUCCUGAAUGAAUGUGACUUACGAAUGGAGAGCGUUUCCCAGGCACGGAAUUCUUUGAGAGACUACACUGGAGCUGUGAGUGGUGCUGUCAGGUUCCUCCAGGAGGCUGAGGCCCUGCUCCAUCCCUCAUUAGCCCCAGUAGGAGGUUGCCUUGAGAGGCUGAGAGACAUACAGCAGGCCCUGGCCUCCAUGGAGGAGCAGCUCCAUUCCCAUAUAAGCCAGAUCCAGACCCUGGCCCUCCAGCAUGACUACCUGAGCCCCCAGAUGGUGGAGCGUCUACAGAGGGAGGUGCUGAGCCAGUUCCUGGUGCGGAUGUCCACCCUCCAGGCCCAGGCCCAGCUCAAACUGGAGGCCCUGCAGAGGUGUGCUGAGUAUCACAGAAGGUAUAGGAAGUGCCAUGAGGAGAUCUGCCAGUGUGUAAAGAGCGCAGAGACCCAUCUCUCCUACUGUCACUCUCACAAAGUCAGCUCUCUCACAGACUGCACCGACCAGCAAGCUAAGCUAAAGGCUCUGUCUGAGGAGGUGGACUCUGUAACAGGGCUUCUAAAGUGUUUGGGGGAGUGGUGCCCGGAGCAGGGUUGCCGUUGCAGCAGGGAGGGGGCGGUGAGCACGCUCUGGAGGCAGGUGGCAAGACUGCAGCGUUGCACCCGCAAUCUGAAGACUCACUCAAAUCAGAGGGCAGACGAAUGGAGUGAUAUUACAAAGAGCGUGGAGCGAGCGUCCAUCAUGCUGGAGCAGGUGGAGGCUGAGCUGCCAAAUGACUCCAGGGAGAAGGUGUGUGGGGAAGAGCUGCAGGUGCUGCUGUUGUACUGGGACCAGUACCAGGACAGGCUAGACUGUGAGCACCGAGCUCUCUCAGCUCUCGAGCUCCGCAUCGCCAGACUGCUGGGCGUCCCCGCCCACCUGGAGCAGGCCCCGCCCAACCCGCUGUGUCAACAGUUGCAGGUCAUGCAGGACCGCUAUGACAGUCUGAAGGAGAAGAGCAUGCUGGGGCGGUGUGUGGUGCGGACGGAGGUGGAGGAGAGGGACAAGGUGAGGGAGGAGCUGAGUGGGGUGAAGGCGUGGCUGGUGACUGCAGAAGACCUCCUGUCACAGCUGGAGCAGUGUCCCAACACACAUAAGCUACAUGAGGUUCACACCCAGCUGUGUACCCAGAAGGCAGUGCUGCAGCGCAUCAUGGAUGGUCUGAGGAUGAAGUACUCGGACAUGUACACCCUGGUUCCCGUGGAGAUAGAGGGACCGCUACAGGACGUGACACACUCACUGCAGGAAGUAGAGGAGAAGGUAGGGGAUGUAAUGGAGAAGAGCGGUCCCCUGCACAGACUGGGAGCCAAGGUGUCUGAGAUCAAGGCUGGUCUGGGAUCAGUGCAGGACAAACUGCAGCAGAGAAGCACCUCUCUUUCGGAGGCAGAAAGCACACAGAAGCGUGUGUGGGACGAGCUGGACAUGUGGCACUCCCGUGUGGCAGCGUUGGAGGUGGAGGUGCAGGAUCUGGAACAGGCUGAGGAGGCCCAGGUCCUCACAGAGAGCCUGACGGAGGCCCAGCUGCUCCACUCACACAUGGCCAAGCAGGCAGAGCAGAGGACCGCCUUCCUCAGCAAGAUCAGCACAUGGUUACAGGAGCAUGAUGAGAUGAUCAACAGCUCCAACAGUUGGCUAACUGAGGCUCAGUCCUGGCUCACUGCUCCCUGUACCUACACUACAGCCAAAGAUUUGGCCAGCUACGUCCACGCACUACAGAUGGUGCUGGAUGACUCUCAGCAGAUCCGCAUCACUUUGCAGGGCUUUGUGUCCGUGCUGAAGGAGAUCUCCCUGGUGUGUGACAUCACAGCGCAGCAGGAGCAGCUGGCCGAGGCUGACCGCCUUGUGGCCACUGUGCAGCAGGGCUUUGUGGCUCCACUCUCCCAGCUAGACCAUGCCGCCGCCGAGGUGGAAGCUAUAGAGACGGAGGUGAAGAUGAUGGAGAAGGACGUCACUGAGAUCAGGACGUUGUUAUCGUCCCCUGACACUCUUCCCAGCCCCAGAGAGGAGAGCCUGAAGGUGUGUGUGGACAGGAUCCAGUCUUUGCGGAUGACCAUAGCAGAGAUCCAGAGCUGUAAGCCAGGCCUGUGUCUGCCAGAGAAGGCUGAGGAGACCCUCACUGUCUUUCAGAGAGUGGACCAGCUCCAACAGCAGCUAGAAGAGCUGGAGAAGAUGGUUCCAGGGGAGUUCAUAGUGAAGAAACAGACACUCACUUUACCGCCAGUGAAGGUCCCUGCUCCUAGCCCAACUGUACCCACCUCUUCCACAGAGAAUGUUUCUGUGCCCAGCUCAACAUUACCAGCCACUGAGGAAGCAGACGUGAGAUCCUUCCCCACAGCCACACCGCUGCAUGGGUCACCUCCACACUAUAAUGACCCUCAGGAGAAUGGAGUGGAGCAGGGCCAGAUCCAGAUAGUCCAUGUAGAGGAAGACACCCUGAAGUCUUCUCCUGAACAGAGACUCAGCUGGGGAACGGAGAAGAGUCGGGACCCUGAGGCUGCAGCAGAAGGGAACCAUGCUGCAGCUGAGGAAGAAGGGGGAAGCACAGCCAUGGAUCAGAGUCAGGACACAACUGAACAGGACCUCUCUGUAGUGGGUCUCUCGGUCGCCUCAGGAACAAGUGUGUCCGAAGCUUUAUCAAAACCUGUGGGCACAGUCAGAACACAGUCUCUGUCUGAAAGCAUGGAGCUCAUGGGACAGAGGGGGCUUGCAUGGAGGGGGGAUGACAGCCACCCAGAGGGGCUGAAGACACACAUCAGAGACACACACACACACCCAGGGGGCUCACCUGCUGCACAUAUACUCACAGAGGAUGUACAGACACUCACUGAGGUCACAGUGGACACAAGUGUCCCCAAAGACAUCCAGACAGUAACUCCAGUCAUUUUACCAACGAUGAGGCUGUCAAAGGUGGAUAGUAGGCUGGUGUUAUCUGAGGCAGGGCAGGCCUGUCUGGUUCAGCCACCCUCUGAGAAUGCUCUGGUUGUUCCAGAGCAGAGGCCCACAGUGCCCCAGCCAAUGCCCAGAAAGAAAAAAAGCGCACCUCAGACAGGUUUGCUCACGGCACCAUCCCAGCCUAUAGAAAUGGCACUCAAUGUAUCCACUGGACAGACACACACAGCCUCUGAUCUCACACACCAGACACCUGUGCAAGUUGAGGCAUCUACCCCUCUAGCAGCACCUGAGGAGACACCCACGACCACCACCACCCUGGGCGUGGUCAGCACACACACUGUCCCCCAGACCACACUCAAACCAACCGAAGAGGACAUGGAGGGUGUGCAUCCAGCAGCAACCCUGGCCCUAGGGGUGUUCCCAGCCCCAGCCUUGACUGGGCCCUGCCCCACUCUGGAGGUGCUUAAUGCCUACAGUGAGCAGGCCACCCAGCUAGAGGUUUGGCUGGAGAGAGCCCAGCACACCCUUGGAGUGCUGGAGCGGGCCGCCACUGCCAGCAUGCAGGACAGUGUGGAGCAGCAGCUCCUCACGUGCCAGGAGAUGUUCCUGGAGAUAGAGCAGAAGGUAGCCAGUCUGUCUGUCCUGGAGCAGCAGGAGGGCUCAGCAUGGUCCCACCAGGAGGCUGAGGCCCUCUCCUCCAAACUGGAGCUGCUCAAGACCAGCCUGGUCACCUUCCAGCUGUUGUUGCAGGAGAGACAGAGCCACGAGCAGAUGCAUACCAGCACACAUACAGAGGCGCAGGUGCCGUCACCGUCACCGUCAUCACCCAGAAAGCUUCCUCUAGAGGGCAGACUGCAGCGUAGCGGCAGUGUCCAGGAGAUUCUCUCUUCCUCCAAGAGCAAACUCUUUAGACAGACCAGCUUUCAACAGCAGAAGGAAUUGGAGCAGGAGCUGAGUGAGCAGAGAGGCCUGACCAAGGCUAUCGCCCAGCAGGGGAGUAGAGGUCGUCUCCACAGCCAGGCCCAAAAGGAUCAACCUGAGCCAUCCACACGAGUUCCUGUUGAACCUGAAGGAGGGGGGGAGGCAGGGGUCCAAAGGAAGUGGACACACCUUCACAACCAGCUUCUGGCCUUGGAGCAGACUGCACAGCAAGGUCCUUCUGAUGGGACAGACUCAUCUGUGAGUCAGAGCAAUGGAUCAGCCAGUAGUCUCAUUGACUCCCACAGCAUUCAGGACAUACAGACACACAUAUGUCGGCUGCGGGAGCUGGGCCAGACUGCCAGUGAGGUGGUGACUCAGUCUGUGCUGGAUGAGGAGGUUCAUCAGAGGCUGGAUGAGGGUCUGUUUGAGGUGCUAUGUGGGGUGGGCCUAUCUCUGUCCUCACUGACCCGGCUCCUGCAGUCCCCCUCAGGGAAGUCACACGAGGACACACAGCUCCAGCUGAUGCAACUCGAGACUCUGGCAGCAGAGCUGGUGACCCUGGGUGGUGAGCUGACCUCCCAGGGGUCAGAGGUAAUUGGUGUUUUGGGGUCAGGUGGAGGUCAUCUGUGUGUGGAUCACCUAGGUAAACUCCUGCCUGUGGUCCAGAGCAGUCUGGCUGCCAGAGAGAAGCAGCUGCAGGCCCAGCUGGAGAAGACAGGCCAUCACCAGACACUCUUAAAAGAGUUGCAUGCAGCCCUUCUUGCUAAUAAGUUGGCCGUACAACAAAUGACUAACGAAGCUGUCCCUCAAGACACUUGCAAGCAGCUACAGGCUGUGGUGCAGGUCCAGGGAGAGCUGCAGCUUCAGUCCAGCCAGGUGUCCUCCCUGCAGGAGAGGGCAGAGAGACAGGGUCUGCCCUCCACACUCAUAGAGGAGGCCUACAAGCUGGAGGUUGUGCUGGAAAGUGUGUUGGGCUCUGUGGGCGCCAGACGUGAGGAGCUGAGGGCCAGUGUGGAUCUCCAGCAGCAGUUUGAGAGGCUGCUACAUGGCCUGGAAGUGCUGGUCACCCUGGGCUCAGAGCGUCUCUCACAGAGGCCUGGUCUGGAGCUCCACACCAGGACUGAGCUACAGGACUGCCUUAGCACACAUUCGAAGUUCUUCCAGUUCCUGGGGAUCCACCUGGGGACCCUGCAGCACCUAUCCACAAGAGUCGCAGAGAGCACCCUCCAGAGGUGGGAGGGAGGGAUGAGGGGCCUCCAGGAGAGGGUGACCCAACUGCAGCAGCAGGCCCUGGAGAGAGGCACCAGGAUGCAGUGGAUAUUACAGAUAUGGACACAGUGGGAGGAGGAAAGUACCAGUCUGGACACCCUGCUUAGGGAUAUGGACGCUGGCCUGUCCAAGAUGCACCUGGAGGAGGACUCAGUGGCACAGAUUUGCGAGAAACUCUCUGUCUAUCAGAAAAUGAGAGCAGUCCUGGAUGAGAGUGGGGCAAAGUUCAGCCGGAUGCAGGAGCAGGGGAGGUGGCUGAAGGAGGCGGGUUGCCAAGGGGUGGGUGUGUUUGGGUGUGGCCUGGAGGCUCGCUGGACCACCUUUCACUUCAGGCUGGAGCAACAACGAGUCAGCACAGAUAGGAACAGGAAACUGUGGAGCAGGUUUUCCCGUGACUUUGUGGCACUGAGCAAGUGGAUUGGUGGGGCCAGAGAACACAUCAACAGUUGGAUCAUUUUCACUCUCACAGCCAAUCAGGAGCGAGAGCUGAAACCCAUUCACUCCCACCUUAACCAGUAUAUGGACUUCACCAAAGAGCUGGAGGUUAGGUCGGCUCUGAAGGCCUCAGUGAUCACCACUGGAACACAGUUACUGCAGCUGAGAGAGGCAGAGACGUCGCCAGAGCCCCAGUCUGUUGCGCCAGAGCCUUGCUCUGUACAGACCCAGCUCAGACAGAUAGAGCAGGACUGGGCUGGCAUUCUGUCUGAUAUACCUGCUGUGCAGCAGACUCUGCAUCAGUUGUUGAUGGAGAGGCUGUCCCCACAGGGGGCCUUGACAGAGCUGCUAGCCUGGGUUGGAGAGACUGAGGCCAGGCUGGAAGAGCAGCGGGAUAGGGUCCACCAAACCACCUCCACCAACGCGAACCUCAACCUAGUCCUUCAGAGCUUCAAGGUGUGUCAGGCUGAGAUAGCAGUCCGCCAGCUGACAGUGGACUAUGUCAACCAGUCGGAGUUGCAGACGAGCAGAGGGAGAUAUGAACACCCAGAUUAUGCUGAUGAGCUGGGAGGUCUUAACCACCGCUGGUUCAGUCUACAGGGCACCCUCAACAACCAGAUCCAGGAUGUUGAACAGGAGCUGAGGAUGUGCACAGAGAGAGAGGUCAGACUGCAGCACCACCACACCUGGCUCACCAGUCAGAGAGAGUGGAUGGGCUCAGCCCAGAGGCCCGUCAGUCACUCUGAGGUGGAGAAGAGCUUAAAAACCUGUGAGGGUCUGGAGGAGAAACUCUGGCUAAAUUAUACAGCUCUUCAAGAGUUGAGAGAGAAACACCACACAGGAAAAGAGGAUGGCACCUGUGCCUUCAUCACUCAGACAGAUGAUGUCAUUAAGGCCUGUACAGCCCUCAGUCAAGAGAACCCAGCUGUGCGACAGAGACUGAAACAGGUUUUGGAGCUGUGGGCUGGGUUUGAGAAAGGACUGAAUGAUGCAACACUGGACACAGUGAAGACCUGCCAGGCUAUGGAAUACAGCUGCUUCCCUCAGCUUUCUCUCCAGGCCCUGCAAGGACUCCAUGAAAAGCUCCAGCUUCUAAGGAAGGAGACUGAGGGGUGUGACUCAGAAUGGGACGGUCUGAUCCACACUCUCUCCAUCCUCAGGGACAUGAUCAGUCCUACGGCCACCUUCCUCAUGUCAGAGCAACUGGAUAGAGAGAGAACCAGGUGGAAUAAGGUGAAUCGUGAGCUGGAGAAUCACCUGAAUAGAACUCAGACACUGCUCCAGAUCUGGGGGGCUUAUGCCCGUCUCUCUGUACCUUUCUCCCAACGUCUGCAAACACUGAGGGGUGAUGUCACAGCUCUGAUGAACCAGCCACCUGGUCAGGACAACACUACACAACUGCUUGCAGCCCAGAUACAGGCCGUCCAUAGCCUGCGGGAGAGAACAGACCGUUUACAGACCGACCUGGAGGGGGUGCUAGAGGCCUCUAAGGAACUCAGUGGACGAGUGGAACCCUCGUCUGCCGUCUUCAUCCAAUCAGAGAGCCGUAUGCUAACCCGUGGUGUCCUACAUCUGAGCCAGUCACUGGCCGAUAAACUUGGGCAUCUCCAGGAAGAGCAUGAGCAGCUCCAGGAGUUUGAGAGUGUCUUGGCAUCCCUUGAGAAACACCUUGAGGACUGGGAGGGGAGACUGAAAAGUGUAACCGUGCCUCCACAAAUGUAUAUAUCCAAGAUGGGUCUGCUGGAGCUGAGUGGUUUCUCUCCUGACCUUGAUAUACUGAAUGAGCUGAGCUACAGGCUGACCCUCAGUGACCCUGCCACCCACAGACUACAGAGCCUCAACUGGAGCUGGGCUCAGGCCUCGGCCCGUGCUGUGGAGACCUACAGUGAGUUGCAGACAGAGUCACUGAGGCAACAGAGUUUUCAGGAGAAGUGUGAGAACUGGAUGGACUUCCUACAGACGAUGGAGGACAGCCUAGCAGUAGACCUGGCCAGUACCUACAGCGGCCUGAGAGAGCAGCUACGCACACACCAGAGGUUCCAGUUAGAGAUGUCUAUCGGUCAUCAGAUCCUGCACUCUGUCAUCAAUGAUUCUCUACGUCUGCUGCAGAGGGGAGACGUGGAUGAUAGGAGCGACUUUAUCCUGAAGCUGGCCCAGCUGAGGGAGCACUGGCAGGGGGCUGUGCAGAGGGCAGCUCAGAGGAGCUCCCUGGUGGAGGGGCUAGUCAAACACUGGCACCUCUACAGCCGCAGCCUCAGGAAGCUCCAGAGGUUCGUAGCAGAUGCCCAGGCCCUCCUGCCCCCCACAGGGCCAGCCCACUGCAGCCUGCAGCAGCUCCGAAGCUCCCUCUAUGACAUGAAGCACACGGAGCUGCUUUUCCAGAGGUACCAGUGCAGCUACAUCCACACUCUGGAGCUAGGCCGUCAGCUCUUCUCCAUGGGGGACGAACAGACUCAGGCACAGCUGCAGACCGAGCUGGCUACCCUGCAGGAGGACUGGGAGAACCUGCAAGGACUGCUGGAAAAGAGAAAGGACAUAACAAACGCUAUCAUUCAGAACUGGGAGCGCUGCGAGGCCAGACUAUCCUAUAGCAUGCAGCAGCUGGACACCAUGCAGACCGGACUGAAGCAGUCGAUCCCAGAACAUGACAAUGAGCUCCAAGUUACAGAGAAACUCACUAAGGAGGCUGAGAACUCACUGGAUGACUGGGCUGAGAGCCUGACUGAACUUGCCAGCAUGAAGACGGACCUGUCCCAGUACAUCAUUGCUGACGACGUGCUGCUACUCCAGGAACAGGUGGAGCACCUCCACUGUCAAUGGGAGGAACUCUGCCUCAAGGUCUCCCUACGCAAACAGGAGAUAGCAGACCGUCUCAACGCAUGGAUCAUAUUUAAUGAGAAAAACAAGGAGCUUUGUGAAUGGCUGACGCAGAUGGAAAACAAAGUAGCACACAAUGCCGACAUCAGCAUCGAGGAGAUGGUGGAGAAGCUGAAGAAGGACUGUAUGGAGGAGAUCAACCUCUUCAGUGAGAAUAAAACCCACCUGAAGCUGCUUGGAGAGCAGCUCAUCACCGCUAGCAACAAGACCAAGGAGACCGAGGUCAACGACAAGCUGAAGGACAUCAACGACCGCUGGCAGCACCUGUUUGAUCACAUAGAGACCAGGGUGAGGAAGCUGAAGGAGACUCUGGUGACAGUGCAGCAGCUGGAUAAGAACAUGAGCAACCUGCGGACGUGGCUGUCACGGAUCGAGGCCGAGCUGGCCAAACCCGUGGUCUACAGCGUCUGCCACAGUGAUGAGAUCCAGAGGAAGCUGGCUGAGCAGCAGGAUUUGCAGCGGGACAUUGAGCAGCACACGGAGGGCGUAGCGUCAGUUCUGACUCUCUGUGAUGUUCUUCUCCACGACGCUGACGCCUGCGGGAGCGACACAGAGAACGACUCCAUCCAACAGACCACCCGCAGCUUGGACCGUCGCUGGAGGAACAUCUGUGCCAUGUCCAUGGAGAGGAGGAUGAGGAUUGAGGAAACAUGGCGACUGUGGUGUAAGUUCCUGGAUGACUACUCCCGCUUUGAGGACUGGCUGAGGACAGCUGAGCGCACCGCGGCCAACCCUGUCUCGGCGGAUGUCCUCUACACCAGCGCCAAGGAGGAACUCAAGAAGUUUGAGGCUUUCCAGAGGCAGGUCCAUGAGAGGCUGACCCAGCUGGAGCUGGUCAACAAGCAGUAUCGCCGUCUGGCCAGAGAGAACCGCACCGACGCCUCCAGCAAACUCAAGGUCAUGGUUCACGAGGGCAACCAGCGCUGGGACAGCCUGCAGAAGAGGGUGGCCGCCAUUCUCCGUAGACUCAAGCACUUUACCUCUCAGAGGGAAGACUUUGAGGGCACACGGGAAGGUAUCCUGGUCUGGCUCACUGAGAUGGACCUGCAGCUAACCAACGUUGAGCACUUCUCAGAGAGCGACAUCGAGGACAAGAUGAGGCAGCUCAAUGGCUUCCAGCAGGAGAUCACUCUGAACACCAAUAAGAUCGAUGCUCUGAUCGUGUUUGGGGAAAACCUGAUCCAGAAGAGUGCUCCUCUGGACGCCGUGCUGAUAGAGGAUGAGCUGGAGGAGCUGCACUCCUACUGCCAGGAGGUGUUUGGCAGGGUGGCCCGCUUCCACCACCGCCUCAUCAACAGACGCCCGAUUCUGGAGGAGGAGCGGGACCUGUCUGACCGCGACACAGAUCUGGAGGACUCAGCGGAGCUGGCUGGAAGUUCCUGGGGGGAGGAAGAUGAAGAGGAAAAGGAGGAGGAUGAGUCCCGAGUGACGGGCGAGUUAUUGGGACGACAGGCCGGGUGCCGUCUCUUGGCCCCCCCUCUGGAGUGUUCGGGGCGAGAGACCCCGGUCAGCGUGGACUCUAUCCCCCUGGAGUGGGACCACACUGUGGACGUGGGGGGAUCUUCAUCCCAUGAGGAUGAGGAGGAUGCUACCUACUAUAGCGCCAUGUCAGAUGUAGAAAUCACUGAGAGCUCAGAGUCCUUUGUUAAGGCAACUGCCAAAGCAUUGAGAGCAGUCUCGGUGAAGUCGGUGACAGACCCCCCCAGCUGGCACUCCCCUGAGCCACAGGAGAGGAAACAUGUACCCAGGGACAUCAUCCUGGGCCUGGGCUCCUCUCCCACCCACAUCACCAGCACCCCCUUUCACCAGCAGGGCUAUGUCAAGCUGAUGUCAGAGUGCAGUGGCAGUAUCGACAGUGUGAAGAGGGUCAAACUGAUCUUAAAUAAUGAGGAGCUGGAGGACCAAGGCCUCACCACGUUAACCACCGCAGACAAACAGACUGGUGUGAUCGAGCGCUGGGAGCUGCUGCAGGCCCAGGCCCUCAGUGACGAGCUGUGCAUCAAACAGGACCUGCAGCAGUGGCAGAAGCUGAACUCUGACCUCAAUGAGAUCACUUCCUGGCUGGGCCAUGUGCUGCCAGAGCUAGAGAGGCUGCAGAGGCUGGCCCCGGCUACCAGCAUCCAAGACAUGGAGGGCAACAUCAGGAGACUCAAGGAGAUGCAGAAGACGUUCAACAGCUACAAGUCUCUGAUGAUCUCCAUCAACCUGAGUGGUCAGGACUUCCAGUGUGGGGACAGCGCUGAGCUGCAGGAGCUGCAGGAAGGCCUGAGGACAGCCAAUCACAGCUGGACACAGGCCUGCGUCGGCCUGGAGAGCUGGGAAGAACGACUGCAGAGCGCACUCAUGCAGUGCCAGGAGUUCCAUGAGACGCUGCACUCCAUGUUGCUGUGGCUGGCCAGGUCUGAGAGCACACACUACGCCGUCAACAUCCAUGACCGGUUUGCACAGCACUCUGUCCUGCUGGAGCACAGAGACACACUCAUGGCCCUGGAAGAAGAGUUGCAUGGGCGCCAGCGGCAGGUCUCCUCCCUUCAGGAGAUCUCCUCCCAGCUCCUCCUGGAGGCCACGGCCGAGGACAGCGUCGAGGCAAAGGAGAAGGUCCACGUUAUCGGCAACAAGCUCCGACUCCUACUGCGCCAGGUGGCCAAUGACCUGCACAUCCUGCAAGGAAGGCUGGUACGUCAACAUUGGGAAUCGUGUCCAACCAGCUCUGAGAUGGAUAGUGUUGCUCCGGGAUCGCUCAGCUCUCAACUCCAGCUGCAGAAGGAGAAAGCUGGAAUGAGAGCUGCAGGACUCCAAGACGCAGGCUGCAGAAAGGAGGAGAAGGGGGACUCUUCCUCAGCUCGGCCAUUCUUCUACAGGGUACUGCGUGCUGCCUUCCCCCUCCACCUGCUCUUCCUGCUGCUGCUGGUGCUGGCUUGCCUGGUGCCUCUGUCUGAAGAGGACUACAGCUGUGCCCUGUCCAACAACUUUGCCCGCUCCUUCUACCCCAUGCUGCGCUACACCAACGGCCCCCCGCCCACAUGAGACAGCAACAACACCCCCUCCCCUAACACUCACCGUCAUUUAAAGUCCCCAUUCACCACUGUCGGAAACGGCCCCGAAAAAACAGAGACUGGAGCCAAGCGUUCUGUUUCUCCACUCCAAAUGUUUUUUUGUUUUUUUAAAGUUGUCUAAAGUAAAUUUGAAUUUAGGUAUUUAUGUAUACAUAUUUAUAUUUAAUAUAUGUUGAGCGCUCAUGAAGUUACGUGGCUCUGAAAAUAAGAAAAUAAGCCAUAUCAUUGGUUUGAAGUAAACAUUUUUAUAUGUAGUGAAGAUGUUGAUUAUUAUCCCCAUCGAGUUGUUUUCCAAAUACAAAAAAAAUAUUUUAAAAGUUAUUUUGAUAGCUUUGUUUUUAUCAUUGCAGAUACUGUGUACUCAUAAUGGCAAACUGCAGUUGCUACCAAAGCAUCAGAGUACUGAGGAUAUUGAUCAUUACUGUUUCUACCAUUUUACUUAGGACAACCAAUUGUGGAUAGCACAUUUUUGUACAUAUCGACUGAAAACUAUUUUGUUUUUGUCUAUUUGAUUUAGAAUCAUGUACACUGUGAUAUGUCAUUUUCACUGAAUUAUGGUAGCGAAUCAACUGCAAACAUGCCUUGCUGUAGUCAGUGCUUUAGAAAAUGUUUUUGUUUAAAAAUAUUUUAUUUACACUAGUGUACCUAUGAUUUUGUGUGUAUGAGUGCAUUUGUACAUAAUGGCAAACUACUGACAAAGCAAUGGUAAAUUAUUGACAAUGUGUGUGUGCAUAUGUGAGUGAGUAACUCUAUCUCCCGCAGAGGCCUUGUGUGAUUGUAGGCCACCCUGGGCUGAUGGGGGACAUAGAGUGCGGCUUACAAAUCGUUUUAGCACCGGAGAACUAAAUCAACAAUGUUUGGAUGUACCCAUCUGGAAGCUGCACUGUUACACUUUUCUUUCCUGCGGUUGAAUAUUGUGAGUAAAAUCUGAUGCUGUCAUAGCUGUAGAAUACCGUAAAUACACUACAGUAUAUGAAUAUAUCGGUGACAUGAACCUGGACCAGUCAGUGAGCGAUUAAUGUUGCGGUGUACAUGCAGAAUCAAAGAGUACGUAUAGACUCGAAGGUUUCCUGUCCGUAUGCUUUGGCUUCACAAAGAAGGCUUACUCAUAUGUAAAAAAAAUUACAGUCAAGCUGGAGCUGAUCAGAGAACAGUUAAUUUACCUAGUUCCAUUAUUAGUGUACAUAGUCAAGUCACUUUGUACUGCUCUGUAGUACAAUGAAACAAAGAAAACAAUGGUGUACAGUUGAAUACAUUUUUUUAAUGCUUAUUUAUGGAUGAUGAAUAGCUUGAAUUCAUUUUUACUUGACAAUAAACAUUGUUUGCCAUAA